AUGCGAGAACUGUUCCAUGCUGAGACGGUGGACGAGUUUCUCUACACUAAAGUCGAUCCAGCUCUUCAAAAACUAAUCAGCUAUGCAAUGGCUUUACAAAGGUUACGGAGUAUUCGUACAUAUGAACGACGUCCUUUCAAAAUUAUCCGCAAGAAUUUUGCUGCGAUAAUUGAACAACUUGAACAGGAACAAAAAGAUUAG
Molecule: messenger RNA, 201 nt
Organism: Haemonchus placei
Lineage: Eukaryota; Metazoa; Nematoda; Chromadorea; Rhabditida; Trichostrongylidae
Source: the annotation of a GenBank genome assembly